CGAUGAUUAUUAAUGAUGAUGAAGCCAUGAUGAUGACCAUCGAUGAUAAUGAUGAUCAUAUGGUUAAUAGUGAUGAUACAAAUAUUCUUAUUGAAUCUUGGAAUCGUAGUGGAUUUCAAUUACCAGAUAUAAAUACACUGCCAACACCUAUAAUAAUAUUAUCAAUCAUAGCCAUAGUGUUCAUCCUAUGGAUGGUCAUAAAAUUCAUUCAAGCAUUAUGGACAUUUUUUAUCUGUUAUAUGCUCGGUUUUGGUGCAAAAUGGCGGCCCGGAUCGGACAGUUGGGCCAUUAUAACCGGUUCAACCGAUGGUAUUGGUUUAGCUUAUGCUAAAGCGAUGGCUAAAAAAGGUUAUUGUGUAUUUCUUCUUAGUCGUAAUCAACAAAAAUUGGAUAAAGUUAAAGCCGAUAUACUCAAUGAAUGUCCUAAAUGUCCACAAGUGAAAACAAUGGCCGUAGAUUUUACAUUGGAUACAAUUUAUAAACAUAUUAGUGAUGAAAUUCAUGCCCUAAAUGGCCAUGUACAUGUUCUUAUCAAUAAUGUUGGUAUGGCAUAUAAAUAUCCAGAAUAUUUUACAAAAAUACCGAAUUCUGAUCAAUUCAUUACGAAUAUAUUGAAUUGUAAUAUAUUAUCUGUGACACGUAUGACACAUAUUAUAUUACCAAUAAUGGAAGCACGACGUUCCGGUAUUAUAAUUAAUGUUGCAUCAUAUUCAGCACUAUUUCCAACACCAUUUCUUGCCAUUUAUUCGGCAUCAAAAAUUUAUAUGGAUUAUUUUUCACGUGCAUUACAUUCCGAAUAUUCUGAUCGUGGUAUUGUCGUACAAUCUGUAUUACCAUAUUAUGUAUCAACAAAUAUGAUACGUAAUCCAACCAUUUCAUUUAUGAUACCAUCACCUGAUCAAUUUGUUCAUUCAGCAUUGAAAACUGUUGGCGUUGAAACACGUACAUAUGGAUAUUUUGCCCAUAAUGUAUUAGCAUUUUUUCAAUCAUUUAUUGUUAAAUUUAUUAUUGGCAAUAAUCUUAAUACAAAAAUUGCCUAUUUCCGUAUGAAACGGCUACGUAAAGGAUGCUAUAAACGUAAAGGACUUAGCCAUUAUGUAUGAAUAAUAAUAAUAAUAAAUUUUUGGACAAUUCA
Molecule: messenger RNA, 1135 nt
Organism: Dermatophagoides farinae (American house dust mite)
Lineage: Eukaryota; Metazoa; Arthropoda; Arachnida; Sarcoptiformes; Pyroglyphidae
Source: RefSeq, a predicted model, not a curated record